AUGUCCGCAAACAACCAGCUCGAGUUCAAGGACCUGGUCACUGUCGUGACCGGCGCUGGAAGCGGUAUCGGCAGGACUUACUCUCGAUUCUUUGCUGAGCGCGGUGCCAAGGUCGUUGUCAAUGACGUCUCUGCUGAGGCCGCUCAGAAGGUCGUCGAUGAGAUCAACAAGGCCGGUGGUAAAGCUGCCGUAGCCGCCGGGUCCGUCGCAGAAGGUCAAAAGAUCAUUGACCAAGCCGUCAAGGCGUUCGGGACCGUCCACAUCCUGAUCAACAAUGCUGGUAUUCUCCGCGACAAGGCGUUCAAGAACAUGACAGACCAGGACUUUGACCUUGUUACUCUGGUACACCUCAAAGGAGCGUACAGCUGCACCCGCGCAGCCUGGCCUAUCUUCAGGAAGCAGCAGUUCGGCCGAGUCAUCAACACCGCCUCCGCUGCCGGUCUGUACGGUAACAUGGGCCAGGCCAACUACUCUGCCGCCAAGAUGGGUCUUGUCGGUCUGACCCGCACGCUCGCGCGUGAAGGAGCCAAACACAACAUCAAGGUCAACGUCAUUGUUCCUAUUGCUGCGUCCGCUAUGACCGAGACGAUCAUGCCGCCAGAGAUGCUCAAGGGGCUCAAGCCGGAGUUUAUUGCUCCUCUUGUCGGUGUCUUGACCGCCAAGAAUGGCCCAGAUGUCAACGGCCGGAUCUUCGAGCUUGGGGCCGGCUUUGUCUCUGAGGUCAGGUACGAGCGGUCCAAAGGUGCCGUCUGGAAGAUCGACGACUCUUUCACCCCCUCCGCUCUGACACCUCGGGGCCUGCUCAAGAAGUCUAUGAACAGCUCCCCAUCCAAGCAAGUCUCGCCCGCCAUCGGGUUCAAGGACCAGGUCGUCAUCAUCACUGGAGCUGGCGCGGGUCUCGGUCGGAUCUACGCCUUGAUGUUCGCCAAGCUCGGCGCUAACGUCGUUAUCAACGACGUCAACAAGGAGAAUGCCGAGUCGGUCGUUGCCGAGUGCAAGAAGCUUGGCGUCAAGGCUGUCUCUGCCGUCUGCUCCGCUGAGGAUGGAGAUGCUAUCGUCAAGGCCGCUCUUGACGCUUUCGGCACCGUCCACGUCCUCGUCGCCAACGCUGGUCUCCUCCGGGACAAAAGUUUCCUCGGGAUGACGGAAGAGAUGUGGGACUUGGUCAUUGCUAUCCACCUGAAGGGCACGUAUAAGUGUGCCAAGGCCGUGUGGCCAGUCUUCCAGAAGCAGAAGUAUGGGCGUAUUAUCACAACUGCCUCGCCUAACGGUCUCUACGGUACCAUCGGCCAAUCCAACUACUCGACCGCCAAGGCCGCCAUCAUGGGUCUCACUCGCACACUUGCCAUCGAGGGUGCUCGUGCCAACAUCAACGUCAACUGCAUUGCUCCUCGUGCUGGUACGGCAAUGACAGCGACGGUCUGGCCCAAAGAGAUGCUGGAGGCGAUGAAGCCGGACUUUGUUGCUCCUUUUGUCGGGUACUUGGCGUCCGACCAGUGCAAGGAUUCCGGGACUGUCCACGAGGUCUUUGGUGGAUACGCAGCCAAGAUCAGGUGGCAACGUACCUACGGUGCGGUGUUCCCCAACGACAAGGAGCUCAAGCCCGAGGCUAUCAUGUCUCGAUGGAAGGAGAUCACUACCUUUGACGCCCGCGCGACCCACCCCGCUUCCGGCCGCGAAGCUCUCGAGCAGAUCAUCAACAACAUGGAGAAUGUCAGCUCUGGCGGCGAUUCGUCCAGCUCGGACAGCUACGAGGACGCAGAAGACACCGACGCCAUCAAGGAUGCCAAGAAGAACAUGCCGCAGCCUACCGAGGACUUCACCUACACUGAGCGUGAUGUCCUGCUGUACAACCUGGGUAUCGGGGCGAAGGCGGCGGAUCUCAAGUGGGUGUACGAGAACGCGGAUGGGUUCGAGGCUCUUCCCACUUUUGGUGUCAUCCCUCAAUUCGGCUCGUCCUCGGGUCUCAGCUUUGACUCGAUCGUCCCCAACUUCAAUCCCGCCAAGCUCCUCCACGGCGAGCAGUAUCUCCAGCUCAAGAAGACCCCCAUUCCUACCUCCGGGACACUCAGCAACACGGUCAAGCUCCGCGAGGUCCUCGACAAGGGCAAAACGGCUAUGGUGACUGUCCAGGUGACGACGAAGGACAAGGCGAGCGGCGAGGUGGUCUUCAUCAACGAAUCUACUGUCGUCCUCCGGGGGAGCGGAGGUUUCGGCGGAAAGAAGAAUGGAGCGGACCGAGGCAAUGCGACUGCUCUCAACGAGAAGCCCAAGCGCCAGCCCGACGCGGUGGUCGAGGAGAAGACUACGCUUGAGCAGGCGGCUCUAUAUCGUCUCUCGGGCGAUUACAAUCCUCUGCACCUCGACCCAAACUUUGCCAGCAUCGGUGGAUUCCCCAAGCCUAUCCUCCACGGUCUCUGCUCCAUGGGUAUCGCCAGCAAGCACGUACUCCAGACCUUCGGCGCCUACUCGGACAUCAAGGUUCGCUUUGCGGGCGUUGUGAUUCCUGGCCAGACGAUCGUCACGGAGAUGUGGAAGGAAGGGGACAAGGUCAUCUUUGCUGCGAAGGUCAAGGAGACGGGCGCGCCAGCUAUCAGCAAUGCGGCGGUCACUCUUGUCAGCGGGGACAAGGGCAAGUCGAAGCUCUGA
This is a messenger RNA of Dioszegia hungarica, 2649 nucleotides long. RefSeq lists its product as uncharacterized. The record is from RefSeq and is a predicted model, not a curated record. The transcript is spliced from 19 exons. Gene Ontology annotation, molecular function: oxidoreductase activity. Bases 1 to 2649 code for a protein of 882 amino acids. Lineage: Eukaryota; Fungi; Basidiomycota; Tremellomycetes; Tremellales; Bulleribasidiaceae.